AGGCCUCCGUUUACUUUCUGCUAACUGCUGCAGCUGACAACUCAACACUCACAAACUCUUUCUUUCGCUUCCUCUGAUCCAAAAGACGAUGGAACCUUUAGGUUGAUUCCUUCGAACUCUCGCACUUUCUUUAUAAAUUUCCCGCACUUUCUCGCCCUCCAAAAGCCCUUCGCAAACCCUAAAAUGGCGUCGGAAUCUACUGAAGAGGACAAAUCCUGGGAGCAUGUCCUCCGCCGCAUGCUCCCCGCCGGUGCGCCGCUCCCGGACGAGGAGCACCUGGACUACUCCAUCGCUGUCGAGUACGAAGGUCCACCGGUUCCAUACGACGUUCCCAAGGUCGAUCCGCUCGAAAUCGGCGCCACCGCGUCCGCCGUCGCCGUACCGAUACGGACGGCUUCAAUCGUCUCCGAUCACAACGCGUCGGCCUCGAUUCCGGUCGCCAUGCCGGUGCAUCCGCGGUUCUCGCGGUUCGGCCGAAUCCGCAACGGCGGUUUCGACCGCGCGCCGCCGCCGCCGCCGAGAAGUCCGGUGGAGAGCCGGAGGUCGUCGUCAGUCUCCAGGUCUCAGUCGCAGUUCGAUUCGCGCAGCGGCGAGGUGGUUUAUCGAUCCGAUUAUUCCGGCGAGGUGAACGACGAAGACGGAGCAAGCUCCGCCUCGGAGGCGUCUGAGCAGCAGUCUCCGCCGAAUUCUGCUCCGGUGCCUCGAGGCGGGCCCGGAGCGGGCAAGCGUCCGACGACUGUGACGUUUCAUACUCCGAGGGACUCCGAGGACGACGGAGACGAUUUUCCGUCGCCGAGGUCGGUUGCGACGGAGCCGGUGGGAUCGCCGGUGGGCGCGUCGCCGUCGCGGAAUACGAAGCGGUGGAUUUGUAGCAGAUGUGGAAAUAGUAACAGGUUGAAGGAGAAGGAAGCGUGUUUGGUGUGUGAUUCAAGGUACUGUAGUAACUGUGUGCUGAAAGCGAUGGGGUCUAUGCCCGAGGGAAGAAAAUGCGUGAGUUGCAUUGGGAAGCCCAUUGAUGAAUCGAAGAGGCCAAGUUUGGGGAAGUGUUCUAGAAUGUUGUCGAAAGUGUGUAGUUCUUUGGAGAUUAAUCAGAUUAUGAAGGCUGAAAAGGAAUGUCCUGCUAAUCAGCUUCGGCCGGAGCAGCUUAUUGUGAAUGGCCGGCAGUUGAGGCAAGAGGAGUUGGCUGAGAUUCUGGGCUGCCCCAUCCCUCCUCAGAAGUUGAAGCCCGGGAGGUAUUGGUAUGAUAAGGACUCUGGACUUUGGGGCAAGGAAGGAGAGAAGCCUGAUAAGAUAAUAAGUUCGAAGCUUAAUAUUGGAGGCAAGCUUCAGACGGAUGCGAGCAAUGGGAAUACCAGAGUCUACAUGAAUGGCCGUGAAAUAACAAAGAUUGAGCUUAGAAUGUUGAAGUUAGCAAAUGUUCAAUGUCCACGAGAUACCCAUUUCUGGGUUUAUGAAGAUGGAUCUUAUGAAGAAGAAGGGCAAAAUAAUAUUAAGGGGAACAUAUGGGGAAAGGCGUCCACUCGUUUCAUUUGUUCAUUAUUCUCAUUGCCUGUACCUCCCGCUAAUCCUCCUGGGGUCAGGGAUAAUUCAACUAACUAUUCAACAAGAUCUGUGCCUGAAUAUUUGGAGCAAGGCAGAGUUCAGAAACUUUUGUUGUUUGGCAUGGAAGGGUCUGGAACAGCCACGUUAUUCAAACAGGCCAAGUUUCUAUAUGGAAACAAGUUUUCUUCAGAAGAAUUACAAAAUAUCAAGCUUAUGAUUCAAAGCAACAUGUACAAGUAUCUUAGCAUUCUACUUGAAGGACGAGAGCAGUUUGAAGAGGAAGCUCUGGCAGAGCGAGAAUCUACUUCAUUAGAAGGUGAAGGAUCUGGACAAGUACAAGCAGAAACAGCAGCUGAUGGAAACAAGCCUUGUAUUUAUUCAAUCAAUCAAAGAUUCAAGCACUUUUCUGACUGGUUACUGGAUAUUAUGGCAACGGGAGAUUUGGAGGCCUUCUUCCCUGCUGCAACACGUGAGUAUGCUCCUAUGGUAGAUGAGAUCUGGAGAGAUCCUGCUGUUCAGGAAACAUACAAGAGGAGAGAGGAAUUGCAUAAUCUUCCUGAUGUUGCUAAAUAUUUCUUGGAUCGGGCAAUAGAAAUUUCGAGCAAUGAGUAUGAACCUUCUGAUAAGGAUGUAUUAUAUGCGGAAGGAGUCACACAGAGCAACGGUCUCGCAUUCAUGGAGUUCUCAUUUGAUGAUAGGAGUCCAAUGUCUGAGAUAUACAGUGAAAACCUCAAUUGCCCUCCUCCCUUAACCAAAUAUCAACUGAUUCGCAUAAAUUCAAAGGGACUGCGUGAUGGUUGCAAAUGGUUGGAAAUGUUCGAAGAUGUGAGGGCAAUCAUAUUUUGCGUUGCCCUGAGUGACUACGACCAGAUGUGGCCCAGUAGCAACGGUCAGCUUCGAAACAAACUACUGGCAAGCAAAGAUCUUUUCGAGAGUCUGGUGAAGCAUCCUUGUUUUAAAGAUACCCCAUUUGUGCUUCUCCUAAAUAAAUAUGAUGCCUUUGAAGACAAGAUAAAUAAAGUUCCUCUAUCAAGUUGUGAGUGGUUUGGGGACUUUUGCCCCGUGAGACCUCAUCACAACAAUCAUGCCCUAGCCCACCAAGCAUACUACUAUGUGGCUGUGAAGUUCAAAGAGCUUUAUUAUUCCCUAACUGGGCAGAAGUUGUUUGUGGGGCAAACUCGUGGUCGGGACCGCACCUCGGUCGAUGAGGCAUUCAAAUACAUAAGGGAAAUCAUCAAAUGGGACGAUGAGAAAGACGAUGAUGUAUAUGAAAUCAACCCAGAAGAGUCUUUUUACAGUACAGAAAUGAGUUCUUCACCCUUCGUCAGACAGGAGUGAAUGGUAACCCUUCUUCCAAAAAAUUUAUUUUUAGGAGCAAUGCAUUGCAUUUGUGAAGGUCAGGGAGUGGGAGAGUAUGUUGUUUUGUUUUGGUUUUUUAGGAUCUUCCCCAAACAGCUUCAAAUGAUUUUUGCCCCUUCAUAAAUAAGCUAAUUUGAUUGAGAGGUUGUAAAUUCAGAGGUGAUUUGUUCUCUGUACAGCUUAUGUUGACAAUAUUCUUCAGCUUAAUUUGAAAAAUAAAAAUAAAACAUAAAAGAGCUAUUUUUUUUCUCUAA
Vigna unguiculata (cowpea) is the source of this 3155-nucleotide messenger RNA. RefSeq names its product extra-large guanine nucleotide-binding protein 3-like. Gene Ontology annotation, cellular component: cytoplasm; heterotrimeric G-protein complex. Gene Ontology annotation, molecular function: G protein-coupled receptor binding; G-protein beta/gamma-subunit complex binding; GTPase activity. Gene Ontology annotation, biological process: adenylate cyclase-modulating G protein-coupled receptor signaling pathway. NCBI's taxonomy places the organism in Eukaryota, Viridiplantae, Streptophyta, Magnoliopsida, Fabales, Fabaceae. The record is from RefSeq and is a predicted model, not a curated record.